AUGGACGGAAGACAAACGGAAUAUCCGCAGUCAGGUUUGAGCUCGCCCUACCCAACCUUCCCUAAACCGCCUUCUGAGGACUCUUCUGCAGAUCAAGCAUCUGCUGCGCAAUUCCCUCAAGGACAAGAUCCACGAACAUCAAAUUUGACUCCUACUUCCGACUACACCAUCAACCCAUCUUCUGCCCGCUCAGGGUCAUUUCCGGAGUACAUUCAACGAUCAUACCAGCCCGGCGCUCAAGGGGCGAACGCUGGAGGUAUGGCGCAACCACAAAGUCCGUCAAUGCCUCUGCAAGAUGGCCAGCAAAAUGACCAUCAACAACAACUCAAGUCUGACUCCGAUGUACCUAUAGAUCCAUCAAUUGCGGCGGCGCCGAGCCCUACUUACGCUCAACACGGUCAAUACUCUCCCUACACUCCGCACCACGAUAUGCAACAUUACCCUGGACAUCCUACGACGCCAAUGUACGGCACGCGACCGGAAUGGGCAGGGCAGUACCCUCAGCACGCGAUGCCAUACGGUCAUCCUUCAACAUCAGGUCCACCAGCACCUUCAAUGGUUUCCCCGGUUCAGCGCCCACCAACGGGCGGUCAUCCAUUGUCCACUGUGUACUCAUUCGUUCCAAUUCCAGGCGCGCAGCAGCACAAACGACCGCGGAGGCGAUAUGAGGAAAUUGAACGAAUGUACAAGUGCGGCUGGAAUGGCUGCGAGAAAGCUUACGGCACACUCAAUCACCUCAACGCGCAUGUGACGAUGCAAUCGCACGGCGCGAAGCGAACCCCAGAAGAAUUCAAAGAAAUUCGUAAAGAAUGGAAAGCGAAGAAGAAGGAGGAGGAAGCCCAGCGUAAAGCCGAGGAAGAUAGGCAUCGUACCGCCGACGGUCGUGCUCCUCACGACAACGGGACUGACGCUCCCGUGUAUGGUCAAAUGCGACAAGCCGUUGGGGGACCUGGGCAAGUCCCCGGUCACCCCCAGCUACCACCGAUCGGUUAUCAACCUGCUGCCGCAGGCAACACGUCGGGUCCUCAGUAUGGCACGCAGAGCCCUGGGCUUGCAGAGGGAAUGGCUCAGUAUGGCGCCGCCAACAGCUACCACAGUCCCAAUAGUAACAGUAGCAGUUACCCUCAAUCGCCUUACGGCCAAAACCCGCAGAUGUACCAACAAGGUCAUUAA
Molecule: messenger RNA, 1173 nt
Organism: Lindgomyces ingoldianus
Lineage: Eukaryota; Fungi; Ascomycota; Dothideomycetes; Pleosporales; Lindgomycetaceae
Exons: 3
Coding region: 1-1173 (390 amino acids)
Biological process (GO): regulation of DNA-templated transcription
Source: RefSeq, a predicted model, not a curated record